This is a messenger RNA of Penicillium alfredii, 2580 nucleotides long. RefSeq lists its product as uncharacterized. Bases 1 to 2580 code for a protein of 859 amino acids. The record is from RefSeq and is a predicted model, not a curated record. Lineage: Eukaryota; Fungi; Ascomycota; Eurotiomycetes; Eurotiales; Aspergillaceae. The transcript is spliced from 4 exons.
AUGUCGCAACACAGCUUUUCGCCAGAUACCCGGCUCGAGGCCGCCCUAUCCUUCGUCAGUCGAGUCCCUGCCUGGGCGAGUUUCCUGUGCUGUGCACUCCCCGCUCGCGCAUUGCAGGCCACUCUGAACUGGAGCCAGGCUCGGAAAUACUGGUACUCCCUACUCUUUAUCGCCGUCGUCUCCGCAAAACUUCUUCGCAUUUGGUCCCACCUUAUCUCCAUCCCCUUUAGCUCCCUGCUCGGCUGGGGCUCGACAUUUUUCUGCCAGGAUGUCCUGUUUUUGACUGUGAUCUGGGUGCUCUGUCUGGAUUUCGACCGGAAAUGGCUGCGCGUGCUCUCCGCCUUUGUCGUGGUCCUUCUGGCGCUCAUCCUCAGUUGCAUGUCUGCCGCCAACGCCUCCUUCUACAUCCUGACCGGCGCCGAAAUUCACUGGCGACAAGCGGGGUCAUUCAACCGGGACCCGGCUUCGAUGAACACCCUGCUCACCGGGUUGACGGGUAUGAUUAUCGUGGAGGGUGUCUACAUUGUUGCCUCCUGGAUCGCCUCGGCCUUUUUGUUUGAUUGGGUGGACUCGGCAUUCCGCAUUUUGGGCUCGUGCUUCGCCCCGUUGACGCGUUGCUGGCGCUCCAAGUCGCUGCCCUCCCUCGGCUCCUACAACCUGGUCCCCUUCCGUGACGACGAUGACGAAGAGGACAAGGCCAACACCGACCCGUCGCUCCUCGUGGAUGAGCACCGACUGCCACAGCGACACCCUACCCCCACCCUCCUGAAACGUGUGCUGGUAUUGCUGCCGGCCCUGCUGGUGUUGGCUCUGCGUUGCGCCCGCCCCUGGGAACAAUCUUACGCCUUUCUGUCUCAGACCCUGAUCAUCACCCCCUUUGUCGUAGUGAGCUCGGGCGUCGGCGACACCAGUGGGUUGGGCGACCGGACCGCUCUCACUACUCCUCCCCGGUUCGACUGGCUGCCGCCGGGUGAAUGGAAUGGGUUCCGUGACUGGCAGACCGAUUCCAAUGGUAACUACACACAUCUGCACUACAACCCCGCCGAAGACCCGCUGCACAACUCCAACCUGGAAUACGAUGUGCUCGAGCCGCUUCGCUCGGCCCUGCACAACGGCGAUGUCAAGAUCAAACACAUCUUCAUUUUCAAGCUCGAGAGUACACGCUACGAUGUCUUCCCUCUGCGCGGUGACACCAACUCGUCAAUGUUGAACUUCAUCCGCAACUCGUACAAGAACGGCAAGAUUCCGGAUGAUGUCGAAAAGCGGCUGGCCAACCUGACGCACACCGCUCAGCGCCUCACCGGCAUGUCGUCGGGCUUCAAGUCGUCCGAGGAUCCGCAGCCCUACGGUGGUGUCCACUUCACCAAGGCCUACACCUCCGGCACCUUCACCCUCAAGAGUCUGACGGGCACUUCGUGCGGCGUGGUCCCGCUGGUGGUCGACUUCAACCAGGAAUACCUCCAUCACAUCUACCAGCCCUGUAUGCCGGACAUCCUCGGGGUUCUCAGCAAUGGAACCGACCGCAGCAAGGCCAAGUCCAGCGACGACUUCACCACGUGGCCGUGGCGCUCGUCGUGGAUGCAGUCCAUCACGCAGGACUAUGAUCACCAGGAGAAACUGACCCCGGCCUUGGGCUUCCCCGAAUUCGUGUCCCACGAGAGUAUUCAGGAGGAUCACGCCAACGACACCAAAUGGCCUGUGAAGGAGUACAACUUCUGGGGUUACCCCGAUGACACUCUCCGACCCUACUUCCGCGACAUGAUCGGGAACGCCGAGAAGAACCACGAGCGUCUGUUUGUUGGAUCGCUCACUGGUCUGACUCACCAGCCCUGGGAUUUGCCCAAGGGUGAGAAGUACGACGAGCUUAUCGGGGCCUCGUGGUCGGGCCGGACGAAAGACGUGAACCGCUAUCUCAACACCAUCCGCUACAACGACCGCUGGUUCGGGGAGUUCUUGGACAUCCUGAACGAGUUCGGAGUCGCGGAUGAGACCCUCAUUGUGAUGGCUGGCGACCAUGGUGUUUCGCUCCCUGAGGAUGGUAGCAUCACCCCGUACGACAACCCGCACGUCUACAAUUUCCACAUUCCACUGGUCCUGUCUCACCCCAAGCUCCCGUCUGUCCAACUCGACACCGCUGUGACCUCGACCCAGAUUCUCCCGAGUAUCCUCGACCUGCUCCUGGAGUCUGGCUCUGUCGACGAGUACAGCCGAAAUGCUCUCCAAGAUAUGAUCAAGAUUUACGAGGGUCAGUCCUUAAUCCGCCCUCAGAUCGAGACCGACGAGCUGCCCUACUGGCAGUUCACCGUGAUGAACACGGGUGGUUCCCUGGUCGCCAUGCGUUCAGCCACCAAGCCGUACCGCCUAAUUAUGCCCAUGGUUCCCGAAGUCGAGUGGCGAUUCACCGACAUCGAGAAAGACCCUCUCGAGCGAAACCCCAUCCAGUCCUUCGACCUGUACGGGUUGAAGCACCGCGUUGCGCGCGAGCACGGCGACCAAGCCCUCCAGUGGGUGCAAGAAGCCGCUCGCGCCGCCUGGUGGUGGACCCGCGAGAACUGGAAGCGCUACGAGCACGAAGCGUGA